AGAAGAAAGAGCGACAUGUCCAACUACGGAUACUACGAGGACCAGGGCCAGGCAAUGGCACCAUCGGGAACCCCCCGUGACCUCGGCGAGAUCAUCGAGAAGAUCCGUGCUGCAUGCCUCGCCCGUGGCGCCUCGGGCAUCAAGGGCCUCUCAAAGUGGGUCCGUGUCAUGGACGACGACAACUCGGGCUGCAUCUCUGUCCCCGAGUUUGCCAAGGGCCUGCGCGACUACGGCGUCCACGUGAGCCAGGAGGAGGUCGAGCGGCUGGCGCAGUACUUUGACACCAACGGCGAUGGGACGAUCAACUUUGAUGAGAUGCUGUACCAUCUGCGCCCGCCCAUGUCGGACUCUCGUCUUGCUCUCAUUGAUCAGGCCUUCCGCAAGAUCGAUGUCACCGGAGAUGGUGUCGUCACUGUCGAGGAUCUGGCCCACUCGUACGACCCCCGUCAUCACCCCAAGUACAUGUCUGGCGAGUGGGACGCAGAGAAGGUCUUCCUCCAGUUCCUCCGCUCCUUUGACUCGCCUGCAAACCCCGAUGGCGUCGUCACCAAGCAGGAGUUCGAGUCCUACUACUGGGGCGUUUCGGCCAGCUUGGACAAGGACGUCAUGUUUGAUCUCAUGAUGCGCAACUCGUGGGGCCUUUAACCAGCCCACUUUGCCAACCCAUAAACUCCGCUUCAUUCC
Molecule: messenger RNA, 684 nt
Organism: Thecamonas trahens ATCC 50062
Lineage: Eukaryota; Apusomonadida; Apusomonadidae
Product: calcyphosine
Exons: 3
Coding region: 16-645 (209 amino acids)
Molecular function (GO): calcium ion binding
Source: RefSeq, a predicted model, not a curated record